GAGGUCCCUCCGAAGGAAGUAGAGUCCACGGAGAAGGACACAGCAGACGAGGAGGACAAGGUGGUCAUCAUCCCAGGUGGCAUGAACGCCCUGCACCUGCCGGCCUUCUUCGAGACCAUUGGCCGCGCCAAUGUGACCUCUGACGGGCCAUUCGGCAUUUCAGGCCGUCAGGCUGAGGAGGCCUGGAAUGCAUGGAGGUCUGGUCAGUACGGCAGCAUCAGCCUGAGUGAUGGCGUGAUUGAGUUCGCAAAGACUCACGACGAGAUGAAGCGCCUUUUCCUGACCUUCCGGAGAGAUGCAGACCGGAUCUACCCGGGUUGGAGAGAGAAGCUCGGCUACAAGGCGUCCGCCCUCGGGUCCAGACCUUUUCGCACGCGCCUUGCAGGAUGUGACCACAGAUCGCAAAGCUCAGCCGGCGCGAGGAGGAUUCAGAGUGGAGACCUGCACACUAUCCACCUAUACUUUCGACGUGGAAGUCUGA
Symbiodinium necroappetens is the source of this 481-nucleotide messenger RNA. The record is from the annotation of a GenBank genome assembly. Lineage: Eukaryota; Dinophyceae; Suessiales; Symbiodiniaceae.